Molecule: messenger RNA, 2107 nt
Organism: Anolis carolinensis (green anole)
Lineage: Eukaryota; Metazoa; Chordata; Lepidosauria; Squamata; Anolidae
Product: neural cell adhesion molecule 2
Exons: 9
Coding region: 414-1643 (409 amino acids)
Biological process (GO): homophilic cell-cell adhesion
Cellular component (GO): plasma membrane
Source: RefSeq, a predicted model, not a curated record
CAUGAUUAAUGUUGUGGUAUUUGAGUGGAUAAGAAGAACUGAAUUUCUGAAUAAUUUUAUGCAUCUCUCUGAUACAGAUAUAGAUUUAAAAGGUAGCAUUUUCCAAAUGGAGUCCUUAAUGUUUUUUCCAUUGUUUGCAACCACGUCUCUAACUCCCAAAUGAGUCCCAUCCUUUCAAAUUCACCAACUUUUGCCUCUUGUAUUAUCUGAUAUAGUUUUGAAGCUUGCCAUUUUGUUUCAUUUAUGCUGUCUGUACAAUACAUUUGAACUAGGGUUGAUGUCUGUUCUGUUUAAUUUGGCCUGAAAGUAAUUUAUCUGCAUUUGUUGCAACCAUUUUUUUUUAUUGUGUCAGAAGCGAAUUGUGAACAUACUGCAAGUCGCUUCUGGUGUGAGAGAAUUGACCAUCUACAGAGAUGUUGCCCAGGGGACACCUGGAUAUGUUACCAUCCUGCUGGGAGGCUUUUCUCAAGCUAGAGCUGGCAAACGGGAGCUCACCCCAUCUCGCGGAAUCGAACCGGAAACCUUCAGGGAGUGUCCACUGUUCAAGAGAAGCUCUGGAGAUUAUCCCAAGCAAUGGGGAUGUGGAGCUGGGCGAUAAGAUGUAUUUCUUAUGCAAAGUAAGAAAAGGCGGGGAGGCCACGUUGACAUGGAUUGACCCCGAAGGCACUGACAUUGAUGAGGAUUCAGAGCCAUACAAAGAGGUGCUAGUUGACGAACUCUCAAAGGGUCUGGAGAUGACCCUGACCGAUCCUAAACAGGAAGGCAUCUUCACAUGCAAAGGAGAUUUUGAUUCUGGAGGGACUGUUACCGUCCAGAUCAGAAUCCAUGUGAUCCAGAAACCCAAAUUCGUGACCAAAUUGGAGCCCGUGAAGAAUGUUCCUGAGGGUUCAAGUGUUGAUUUCAGUUGCCAGGCUACUGGGAUCCCAUCACCAACCAUCAGAUGGCUAUUUGAAAAUCAGGACCUCAGUGCUACCGAGGAUGGACGAAUCUCUGUUGAACAUGGGACACUGGUGAUAAAAGAAACCAGGCCUGAGGAUGCUGGUGUCUACACCUGUGAAGCCAGGAUUGAUGAACGGAAUGAAGUGGCUUCUACAAAUGUUUCCCUCAACGUUAAAUUCACUCCAAGGAUACAACUCCCCACCGGCGAAUCCUUUGUCACCCAGAUUGGGAAUCCCUCUCAUUUCAACUUCACCAUCCUAUCCAACCCUUCCCCAGAUGUCUCCAUUUCUUGGAAGGGGAAGGUCUUUGAGGAUGCUGAUAUCAAAAAGACAGCAGAAAGUGAGGAUAAAUAUAUGUACUUCUUUGAGUUCACUCCAACAUCCCAAGAAGAUAUUUCAGAGUUCUUCAUAACAGCUACCAAUGAAGUGGGAAGGACAGAGAAGUCGGUUGCUCUUCAAGAAGACACUCCAGACAAGGCUUUGGGCAUAGGUGCCCUUCUGGCCAUUGUAUUGGCAAUCCUCUUAGUCAUCUUUCUGGUGGUGGAUGCCUCUUGCUAUUACAAACGCCGGCGUGGCUUGCUGAUGUACUGCAGAACCAAUAUCCUAGACAGAAAUUCAUCCAGGGCAACUGUUGAAAACAAUGGGAAGAUGCUUUCAAAGUCUGGAAAGAGCACCGUGGUGAAUGUUUCUGGCAUUGAAGCCUAAUGAGCACAGAGUAAUGACCUUGGAUUAAGAAAUUAUAUGAUUGUUUAGUGAAGUAUGUACGGAUUAAUGGGAAAUAGGAAAAGAUUCAAAGAAACCAAAAGCUUCUCCUUUGCCAUGUGGUCCUUCACACCCUUCAUCCUUACUAAUCAUCACUUGCAGGAUCUCUUUCAUCAGAUAUCAGGCAGAAUCCAUGGCAUGCUAAUUUUUGCUAUCCUCUAGAACCACAGUAUUUCAGAUAUCAAAAUAGUUCAUUAUCCCAUCCUCAGGUCUUCACUGCUUCAACAAUGUUGCUUUUAAAGCAUAAACCUUCAUGUGGACAUUUAUGGCAGGAAUCCUGUUGAUGUCUUACCAAACAUAAUGCCAGCUUUAUUUGUGUAUAUAUAGUUUUGGACAUGAUAGAAGAAGGUAUCCUGUACCUCCUUGUGCAAUACCCGUCACUGUAGUGUACAACAGCAGCUGUCUUU